Messenger RNA from Anguilla rostrata (American eel), 7243 nucleotides. RefSeq names its product E3 ubiquitin-protein ligase SH3RF3-like. Gene Ontology annotation, molecular function: metal ion binding; protein binding; ubiquitin protein ligase activity. The transcript is spliced from 10 exons. The record is from RefSeq and is a predicted model, not a curated record. Lineage: Eukaryota; Metazoa; Chordata; Actinopteri; Anguilliformes; Anguillidae. Gene Ontology annotation, biological process: positive regulation of JNK cascade; protein ubiquitination; positive regulation of proteasomal ubiquitin-dependent protein catabolic process. The coding region runs from base 1140 to 3674 and encodes 844 amino acids.
UAACCGUAGCCAUUAUUUUGAUGCAAACCUGGUCGAAACUCGCAUGCCUUGAUUUUAGACUAAAGGCAUUACAAAAUAGUCUACUGGCAUACUUUGCUCCCCUCUCCAACCUCUUCCGCUCUGACGCAACCGAAUCCACAAACCCACGGAAUGGCUGGACCCCCUUAUUUGCACCGCUGAAAACCAGAACAUGACUUUAAAUACUGUCUUGGAGAUUUGGUAAUGUUUUUUUUUCGUUCCAACGUGAAUCAGUAUCCCGUUUUUAAGAUUCCAAGACUGCGAGAACAGGGAAUGAACGCCGUCUGCAUUGACAAUCUUAAAGUUACAAGAUGAACUAAAAAUGUUUGUUUUACGCAGCAAAGGAGCAGGCUGCUUUUGGACAUGAGUGUUCUAGUUCUAUAGAUGGGUGUGCAUUGCAGUAGGCUACUGAACAAAUAAAUGUUAUAUAGUCGCAUCCCUCAUUUUUUCUCGUAAUGUAGUUUUGAUCUUGUGCUUCGGAACUGUAAACGCAUAUCUGAAAACAAAAAGUUUACUUCCCACGCAUAUCUUAAACUUGUAUGGUCGAAGAUAAAAAAUGCUAUAAGUGAAAAAUGUGUAGUGCAGAAAUGUAUAAAAUUGCGAAUGCGAACACUCACGUGCUGCAUAUAAGACAAGUAAUUUAGGCUACUUUUCUGAUACAAUUCAAGUAGCCUGCAGACGAUCAAGCGUGCACGUUAAACGGCACUACAGGAGUGAAAAAAAAAUCUUCAAUAAGAUCUUGUUCUACGGGAGACAAAAGACGCUGUUUUAAAAAUCUAUGAGAUCAGCAACAACAUACGCAUUUGAUCCGCUAACCAGCCAGUACACAGUUACCUUGCCGUCGUCAGGGUAGCCAGUUGGCCAGAUAUUGCGAGCAAGUCAGUGUUACUGCACCAGAAGCCAGGGAGCUUGCACGUCUCCCACAUUCUGAAUAUGUGACGGUGGAACAAAAAACCUAUUCACAACACGGUUGCGAUUCCGGCUCAGAAAAUAGAUUUUAGUGCGGGUGAGAUCGGUGUGCACAUCUGUGUGCGAAGCACAGCGCUGCUUUUAGCGUAGUCGAAUAAUUCUCUUACUCCCGACUGCCGUCAGCAUGCACCACGCUGUCGGUAGAGCAUCUUAUGUGGACCAAGGAACCGCGUUUAUGGUCAAUGCCAUUUACUAAAAUGGACGAGUCAUCGCUGUUGGAUUUACUCGAAUGCUCCGUAUGUCUGGAACGGCUGGACACGACCGCCAAAGUACUCCCCUGCCAACACACAUUCUGCCGACGCUGCCUGGAGAACAUCGUCAGCUCCCGCAAUGAGUUGCGAUGCCCAGAGUGUCGGAUACUGGUAGACUGCGAGGUGGAUGAUUUACCAGCGAACAUCCUCUUGGUACGGUUAUUGGAUGGGAUUAAACAGCGACCGUGGAACGGCGGAAGACCGUCACUGACCGGGGUGUCCCUGGGAUAUGCAGCCGGCAUUUCAGCCUCACCUCCAGGAACGACCAUCCGUGACUUGACAAGUUCGACUCGGAGCUCUCCAGUCAAGAAUGUUCCUCAGCUGCCCUGUGGGAAAGCUCUCUACAGCUACGAGGGCAAAGAGCCGGGCGACCUCAAGUUCAACAAGGGAGACAUCAUCAUUCUGCGACGCAAGGUGGAUGAGAACUGGUACCACGGGGAGCUAAACGGUAGCCAUGGUUUCCUGCCGGCAAGCUACAUCCAGUGCAUCAAGCCCCUGUCCCAGACCCCGCCCCAGGGCAAGGCACUCUACGACUUUGAGGUUAAGGACAAGGACCAGGACAAGGACUGUUUGACUUUCACCAAGGAUGAAAUACUGACUGUGAUCCGAAGAGUGGAUGACAACUGGGCAGAGGGCAUGCUGGGAGAUAAAAUCGGGAUUUUUCCAAUUUUAUAUGUGGAGCUUAAUGAGCCUGCCAAGCAGCUGAUGGAGCUGGACAAGCUGAGUCCUGUCCCGGGCCCCAGCACAGAACCCGGGUCCCCGGCGGGCCCCUGCUCGGGCCCCGGCCCCGCCCUGAACGGCAACGGCCCCGCAAGCGGCAUCCACCGCCGAGCCGACGGCAAGAAAAACGCCAAGAAGCGGCAUUCCUUCACGGCGCUCAGCGUAACCCAGCGCACGGCCCAGGCGCUCAAUAACCGCCACUCCAUGGAGAUCAGCGCGCCCGUCCUCAUCAGCUCCUCCGACCCCCGAGCCGCCGCCCGCAUCAGCGACUGCCCCCACUUGGCCUCCAGCCCCCCGCAGGACACAUCCCCCUUUGGCGGAACGUCCAAUGCGGCGGCGGCAGUCCCGCCGAGAGUGGCCUCGGUGGCCGGGGAGCUGCUCGCCGUUGCCAAGGUCCAGCUGCCCUUGAAUAUAUAUCUGGCUUUGUAUGCCUACAAGCCCCAGAAGGCCGAUGAGCUAGAGCUACGGAAGGGCGAGAUGUACCGGGUAACAGAGAAGUGCCAGGACGGCUGGUUCAAGGGCACCUCCCUCUGCACAGGCGGCUCUGGGGUCUUCCCCGGGAACUACGUCACCCCCGUCUCCAGGGCCCCGUUUGCUAUGGGGCAAUCCCGGGCGUGUCUCUCCAGUUCGGCCCCGGUGGCCAAGGUGGUUCCCAGCUCCCCUGGGUCUCCUGGGCCCUCCAGCCCAGUGCUUCUGGGGUCCUCCUCACGUUCCAUCCCUCCGUUGGCCAACGCUGCCUCCCCCUCCUCCUCCUCUUCUUCCUCUCCGCAGCUGCAGCCUGCAGCGCUGCAUCUAAAAAACUGCUUGCGCAGCCAGCAGACCUCUGGCCAGACCCGCACCGCCAUGCAGCUGGUGCACAGUCCUCCUGCAGGCAGUCUGGAGCGUCCCACUGCUGCUGUCCCCCCUCUGCGUCCCCACGGCUCCCCCACCCGCUCUCCUGGGCCCUCUUCUCGUCCUCUCUCCAUGGUGUCUCCCCAGCACUCUCACCAGCCCCCCUCCCUGUCCCCCGCUUCCAUCCGACCCGCCAUCCCCCUCAGUUCGGCCGCCUCCGCCAUCACCCCGCCCAACGUCAGCGCCGCCCACCUCAAUGGCGAGGCGUCGGCUGGCUUUCCGCAGGCCCCCCCCUCCCCUGCCCACCCGCAGGGCGCCACUGCCAGCCUGCCCAAACUAGAGGAGAAGAAAGCUGAAAAGAAAGAGAAGAAGAGUGGAGGCCUGCUGAAGCUUCUUUCUGGGGCAGCGGCGAAGAAGAAGUCUCGUUCGCCCCCCUCCGUGUCCCCCACACACGAGCCCCAGCCGCAGGCGGGGCCCGAGCCCCCGGUUCAGGGCGCCAUGGGGGCCCUGGGGCCCGAGCUGCACCCGGCUUCAGGCCACGGCCGCGCCGGGUCCUGCCCCAUCGAGAGCGAGAUGCAGGGGGCCAUGGGCAUGGAGCCCCUGCACAGGAAGUCCGGCUCCUUGGACCUCAACUUCUCCGUCUCGCCCCCCUCCCGCCAGCCCUGCUCCUCGCUGCUCGCCCUCCGCCCCGAGCCGAAGCCUCUGUCCCGGGAGAGGUACCGCGUGGUGGUUUCCUACCCACCUCAGAGCGAGGCGGAGAUCGAGCUGAAGGAAGGCGACAUCGUCUUCGUGCACAAGAAGCGAGAGGACGGCUGGUACAAGGGCACCCUGCAGCGCACAGGCCGAACCGGCCUCUUCCCGGGCAGCUUUGUGGAGAGUUUCUGAGGGCGAGGCCCUAGGGGGGGCCCUACAGGGAGCACAAGCAGCAACAGGACAGCCCCAGGAGGGGUCCUUUACCUAAACUGCCCCUCAGCUCCUCGCUUGAAACAUCAUGGAAAGGGCCAUUGGUGUGAGUGUAUCUGCUUUCACUGUCGGAAGAAAGCCCAGAUGCGGGUGCGCCCAGAGGCCAUGUAAUAGCACCUCUUGCCUUUCCUGACCUCCAAACAUCGUCAGAAUGACACAAUUGAGCACAAAGAUAAGAGGAAAAUCCCAAGAGUUCACUGCCGUUAUUAGGAGUGAUGUUGUUCUCUCCCUUGAAGUAAGAAAGCACAGGUAACUCUCCAGGCUUGGUUGUGGUCAAAUACACCCCUGGGAGGGAAGAAAAAAUACUCAAAUGUGUUUUGUUCCAAAAUACCUCCCAAGUAAAUGUAUAUUUAACUACAAUCAACAUGGUAGCAGUAUAGGUCACUUUGCAGGUGGCACAGAGGUAUAAACCAUAAAAGAAAAAGAAGCAGAGUAACCGUAUUACACAUGAAAUGCAUACAUGCGUAUACAUGCGUUUAUCCCUGACCAUUGGUGAGAGACACGCAGUCCAAUACGGAGAGACCAGGAAUACAUAACCACCGCCCCUCACCCACCCUCCUCUGAACUCCCCAGCCAUACAGUGGUCCACCGCCUGCAGAACCUUUGAACCUGGGGCCACCAACACAAGAACCAGCCUCCCACCAUGGCACAGGGGACCUAACCUCCGCUGUCACAUGGGACAGCUCAAAGCUUUUGCAAAUGUAGUGUUUUUCCCCAUCUGUAUUUUACUGUAAGUUAUUAUGAAACGGCUGCAGUAACCUGGAAAGAACCCCCCUGCUUGGGUCAGACAUUUUGGGUGUCAGCAAAAUACCUCUGAAAUAAAUGCAUCUGUAAACUACAAUCAAAAUGGUGUAGGCAUAGGUUGUGGGUUACUCACAGUAGACACAGCAGGUGAGCUGAUGAUCGCUUUGUUGGGAUCCACAUUCACACGGUGUGUACACAAACCUUGCCCACGAUUCCCUGCUCAGAUAGCUGCUCAUUACUGGCCUUGACACCUGGUCAGGAGAUCUAUGGUAACAGUAGUUACUCACGAAUACAGAGCCAAUUUCCACAAACAACAUUUUCUACAAGAGCAAAGGCAAGCCCGCACUGAUACACAAAUAAAUAAAUAAUGUAUAAAUAAACUUGGUAUAGUAUAUAAGCACUUCUCCAAUUUAGGAAGAAUGGCUUGUUGAGAUGACAGCCAAGGAGUUCCUAGCAGAGCACAUGGCGCUUCAGUGCUCAAAUCUUUAACAGCACAGUUUUUGUCUCAAGCACAACUUUUCAGCAAUUCCCAGCACAUCCCCCAUGUACAUCUGGCCAGCCUGGAUGUUCGCGGACACAGUUCCUUGUCCAGUGUCAGGAGUACAUUUUAAAGGCGUAAUCAGAAGUCGUUUUUAAAAUGAAAAAGAUGGAACAGUGUGGUAGUAAUAGUUGCUGAAGUUGGGAUAUAUAGUCAGUGAAGUUAUUAUGUACUGGCUGGGGGAAAAGUAGAAUUUUUAACUGCAUGGCAUGGGGUUUUAGUCUAUAUAAAUUUCUUUGUCCUGUAUGUGUCUUGUAGAUACAAUGAAAUGGUUGGAGUUCUUUUGUUGCUCUUUGACAAGCUUGAUGAAAAAGCUGGCAGGACUGUCAUAAGAGGAGCAGAAAUACUCCUGGAUGUCAUUUUCAUUCUGGUUCCUGCUCAGUCUGUGUGAGGAGGACAUUUUCUUCCUUGUGGUGCGUUGCAGGAAGGUGUGAGGUGAGUUUCCCUGCCAAGGCACAGAGUGUCUGACAGCGUGCUGGUACUAUUCCAGGCAGUCGGAUACCUCCCGCAGACUGAGAGACUAGGAGCUGUGACAGAGGAGCUGUGUGUGAAUAGCUAAUUUCCUGUGUAUGAAAUGAUGAGGCACGGUCCUUCAUUUCUUACGCCUGCCAUGUUGCCAAAAGUAAUGAAGUGGCUGUACUCCUGAUGGGAAACCACAUGCCUCCUUAUAGUCACAGGAUUUCACUCUCAUUUAACCUUGCCUUUGCCCGUUACAUCUUAUGAGUGGCACAAACCUGGUACAGUCAAUAUAGCUAUUUCAGAUUGAUUACGUUUUAGUCUAAAACACUUGUACGCACAUUUGUUGGUAAUCAUAAUAUGAAUAAAAUGGACUUGGUUGAGUUCUAUCAGCAGAAAGGCGUAGGAUAGGUGGAAAUGAGUAAAAUAAGGUAAAUUAGGGGAAGUGUCUAUCAAGAAGUGCUGUUUCUACCCAGAGAGUUGUUAAUGUAUGAAACAGCUUGCCAAGUCACAUUGUAGAAUCCCUUAGUUUGUUCAAGUCCAGGCUUGACUCAGUGCUAGAUGCUUUCUAAUAUGUAGGAAGAUAAGGGGAUUAGCUGGGGUGAAUAGCAUGCUCCUGUAAUUAUGUGUUCUUAUGCUUUUAUGUUCUAAUGACCAUGAUCACCACCUCUUAUGGAAAUAGAAACUGAGACUUCUACAUCUCAUCAUGGUGAUAGUUCACUAGGAAUGGUUUGGGCUCACAGAAAGAGUAAUUUGGAUCGAGAAAAUGGACUGGUAGUUACAAGUGAGGCAGUGGAUUGAGAUUGGAUAGUUCGCUCGCAGUCUGGCCUUGUUCGACUGAGUUAUGGACUCAUGGGAGUAUUUGACCUGUGGUCCAGUAGCUCCCAUGCCAGGAAUACAAUAACCAGAGACAUUAUGAUGGAUAAUCUUGUCCUGAGAUACAGGUCUUAUAGUGAAACUAUGUCCUGUUCUCCCAUAAUAAUAAUUUCUAUUUAGUCUUUUUGAGGGAGAGAGCUUCAGCCUUCAUUAAUGACAGGAAAUUGGGUGCAGGUGCUGAAAGGUAACAGAUUUAUGGGUCCCAACCCAUUUUUUUGCAUUACUGAUCCUUUCUGUCUGCGUCUAGAACUCUGUGGCUGUUCUGAGGUCAUGUCCGCUUCAGUUCCAAACCAGACUCCUUUGCAUAAAUAUUAAGCACACGAGAUGAAUCAGACCUUGACUUGUUGAAAACAGUUCUUUUGACUGAAGUAAUUUCUUGAAUUGUGUUACUUUUCUAUUCUCUGCCUAUGAUGAUUAGGACUGUUGGAUGUAAGGCACAAUCUAAAAUCUAAUGAUGCCAUUUUCCUCACACUUACCCAAGCAGGGGGGACAGAACACUGCAGCUGCCAGCCAUUUUGGUAUUACUGUUCUCCAGCAUUUAUGUGUGUCUGUGACCCAUUCAUACUGUUCCACACUUGUGUUGAGCUUGUGUGUGCCACAGAGAAGGGGUCGAAUCACCACAAAAGCACAUGCUUAAUUAUUGGUAGUACUUUUACGUUCUUGAAAACAAGUAUAUGAGUAUAUAAAUAUAUAUUGUUGCAGUGUAUUCUGGCAAGAGUUUAAGGCCAAGCCUGCACUUUGAGGAAUUGAUUUUCAAAUCUGGUAAUAUUGCAUUUGGCCUUGUGAUCAUUUACCUGCCAUUUUAUAUCAACAACCUGUGGUUUAUUUGUUUGUUUGUUUUUUUCAGUGAAGUGCAUUUUAGCAAUAAAUGCCUUUU